CCCAGCCUACUCAUUUCCCAUUGCGAGAGAAAAGAAAUCGUAUCGUUACCGGAUAAAGUAACCGGACGUGUUGGCGACGGCCGGAACGCCUGCAAGGCAAGGCUGCAACGGACGAAAUGCCGGCGCCGGCGCCGCCGCUCCCUUCCCUCCCGAAGCCGCAACCCAUCCUCCACGUAGCCAAAGCCCUGGUCCUAUCCCCUCGGCAGGCGCAACCCCAGGCCCGAGGGCGAGGCCGACCCCAGCCGGUCAUGUGUGCCAGCUCCAAGCGCCUCGACGACGCGCUCUCCGCCGGCUUCGUCCGCCUCCUCAACGCCGGCCACGUCCAGGAUGCGGACUCUGCUAGCGGAACCGACCGGCGCUACGACCCCAAGCCGGGCGACUUCGCGGUCGGGGUCGUGGUCUCCGGCACCGAGGCGCGCCUCGACGUCGCGGUCGGCGCCGACCGUCUCGCCACGCUGCUCGCCAAGGAGCUUCUCCCGCUCGACCGCGACAGUGCUGACUCGCCGACGCGACAAGCUCUGCCUGGGCCGGGGAGCAUCGGCGUCGUGGCGGGCCUCACCGUGGACGACGACAAGGAGGCCCGGAGGCAGAAGCGCGGGAGCAGGACGCUGGUGGCGCCCGGGACGGUCGUAUUCGCGGAGGUGCUUGGACGGACGCUUAGCGGGCGGCCACUGCUGUCGGCGCGGCGGCUCUUCCGGCGCCUCGCGUGGCACCGCGCCAGGCAGAUUCUGCAACUUGACGAGCCAAUUCAGGUAAAAAUUUACGAGUGGAACACCGGGGGGCUACUCACAAGAAUUGAGGGUCUGAGAGCAUUCCUUCCUAAAUUUGAGCUUGUGGACAGGAUAAGUUCAUUUACAGACUUGAAAAACAAGGUCGGUUGCAGCAUUCGUGUGUGCAUUGCAAGGCUCGAUGAAGAAACUAACGACCUGAUAAUUAGUGAAAAGAAAGCAUGGGAAAUGACUUAUCUUAAAGAAGGAACCCUCCUACAAGGGACUGUUCGCAAGAUUUUUCCGUAUGGUGCACAAGUUAGGAUUGCUGGGACAAACAGAAGUGGCUUACUUCACAUAUCGAAUAUUACUCGAGGCAAUGUUUUGUCAGUAAGUGACAUCCUGAAGAUAGAUGACGAGGUGAAAGUUAUCGUGAUCAAGUCAAAUGUCCCAGACAAAAUUGCACUGAGCACAGCAGACCUGGAGAGUGCACCUGGUUUGUUUCUUUCAGACAGAGAGAAAGUGUUCUCAGAAGCUGAGGAAAUGGCAAAGAGGUACAGGGAGCAGCUUCCAGUUAUGUCUCAGAACCCUAUAUUAGAUGAUGGCAUUCCAGGAGAAAUGCUACCAUUUGAUGACGAAGCUAAACUGUAUGCAAACUGGCAAUGGUUCAAAUUUCUGCAUCAUAACUAACCUGGUGACAACAGCAACAGAGAUCUUCCAUAGUUUUGAGGAAAUUAUGGAUCACGUCAAAGAGUAUGGCACCUAAUGUAGCAGAACACAUAUCUGGCAAUUGUUGACUAUGCAAUAAUGCAAAGCUGAACCAUCGCUAGAGGACCUGUUGAAGUCAAAUACUGACCACUGGUGGUAGCACUCCACCUCCAUAACCGAGCAUCAAUCAUGGAGAAUUAUACUGGACAGGCAACUUCAUCCGGCAACCAAAAUAAGGGAAAUGGUUCCUGGCUGCAGAACAUUGGUGUUUCGAAUUGCCUCAUUCCUAGUUCCCCCUGGAGUGAAAUGUUGUAAUAUCAUUUUAUCUGUCUGUAGAAUAUAGCUUCAUUGCAUUCAUAUUCUGUCAAACACGAGUCAGAGCACUCCGUGGCAACAACACGGAUCUGUCCAUGAAAUAGUUUCAGAAAUUUUGGCUCAAUAUGUAGUAGCACCAUGUCCCUGAAUUUUUGAGGUAUUGUGAUGGGCGCAAGGGAGUCUCUGGAUUAUUAUUAUGUACACUCUGCCGGGCUAGUUACCACUGGCAGUCGUGUUAGAGUGAGAAAUUUCAAUAUUUAACCCUGAUUUCGCGAUCGCAA
Molecule: messenger RNA, 2011 nt
Organism: Sorghum bicolor (sorghum)
Lineage: Eukaryota; Viridiplantae; Streptophyta; Magnoliopsida; Poales; Poaceae
Product: 30S ribosomal protein S1
Exons: 8
Coding region: 117-1397 (426 amino acids)
Biological process (GO): RNA stabilization
Molecular function (GO): RNA binding
Source: RefSeq, a predicted model, not a curated record